Messenger RNA from Manihot esculenta (cassava), 618 nucleotides. Its product is annotated as exocyst complex component EXO70H1-like. The transcript has a single exon. Gene Ontology annotation, cellular component: exocyst. Bases 1 to 618 code for a protein of 205 amino acids. Lineage: Eukaryota; Viridiplantae; Streptophyta; Magnoliopsida; Malpighiales; Euphorbiaceae. Gene Ontology annotation, biological process: exocytosis. The record is from RefSeq and is a predicted model, not a curated record.
AUGAUUUUUCUCAGUCUCCUAAGAGUAAUCGCAAAACUACAAGUAUGGCAAGAAGAAGGGUUGUCAACUCUCUUCUUUUCAUCCUCAAAAACUCUUCCUUCUUCUAAUUCCUUUCCAAGCUCUUCUGUUCCUUCCUCUCCUGUUGUUCAAAAGUUCACUGAAUCUAUGAUGGAAGAGAACAUUCAAAUUGCAGAGUUAAUCAUCAAGAAAUGGGACUCUGAAUCAUCAUCAGCUUCCCUAUUCCACCAGAGAAAAGAAGCAAACGAGUUCCUCAGAUGUGUCAAAGAUCUCCGUCGUGCCAUGCACUUUCUACUGUCUGAACAUUCAGCCUCUAAUAAGCUUGUUCGUGCUCAAAACCUCAUGCAACUUGCCAUGAAAAGACUUGAAAAAGAAUUGUCUCUGAUUCUGUCUGCAAAUCGUGACCAACUUGAUCCAGAGUCUAUUUCAGGUCUAUCUUCAGAUAGCUCGACCAAUUCUAAAGAUGAAGACGAGAUUGAAUCUGAAGGAGAGAUUAAAAUAGCUGGUGAAUCAUCAAUCACUAAGGUUGAGAGAGAAGCAAAAAUCGUCAUGCCUGAUCUCAAGUUAAUAGCUGAUUGCAUGAACUCUGUGUACCUGUGA